Messenger RNA from Cajanus cajan (pigeon pea), 3543 nucleotides. RefSeq names its product protein ALWAYS EARLY 2. The record is from RefSeq and is a predicted model, not a curated record. NCBI's taxonomy places the organism in Eukaryota, Viridiplantae, Streptophyta, Magnoliopsida, Fabales, Fabaceae. Gene Ontology annotation, biological process: DNA-templated transcription; regulation of cell cycle; reproductive process. Gene Ontology annotation, cellular component: nucleoplasm; transcription repressor complex. Gene Ontology annotation, molecular function: DNA binding.
AAUGUUAAAAUGAUAGUAAGUUAAAAUGUUGAAUUAGGCGCGAAAGCAGGAGCGGUGAAGCGACACAUAUAAAAGAAACAAUGGCGUGAUGUGAUGGUGCAUUCUUCCCUCCCUCACACUCACUGCAAACAAACUUUCUAAACCAUUUCGCGGCAACUUCUCUCUCUAAACCCUGCCACCUCUCUGUCAUCCAAUAAACCCUAAACCCUACCAAUGGUAAAAAGGAUUUAUGGCACCAAAGAAGAAGCCUAGAGCUACGAAUAAGCCGUUAUCAAUUUUGGAGGUUUCUCAUGAGGAAGAUGAAGCUGGCUCUAGUAGGCAACGGAAGAAAAAGUUGUCUGAUAAAUGGGAACCUAAAUGGAACGAGGAGGAACUAAAGCAGUUUUAUGAAGCGUACAGGAAGUUUGGUAAAGACUGGAAGAAGGUGGCUGCAGUUGUAACUAACAAAUCUGUCAAAAUGGUGGAGACUCUUUACAAUAUGAAUCGGGCAUACCUAUCUCUUCCGGAGGGGGUAGCUUCUGUUGUUGGCCUAAUUGCAAUGAUGACAGAUUACUAUAAUGUGAUGGAAGACAGUGAUAGUGAAAGUGAGAGCAAUGAUGUUCGAGGAUCUCAAAAACCUAUUAAACAAAAAUGUCGCAAAAAUCAGCUUAGGGUCACUAAUGAUUCUGUCCAAUCUCAAUCAAUUGCUUUCAAUGAAGGUAACCGACCACGGGCAGUUGGGAAAAGGACGCCUCGUUUCUCAGUUGACUACUCUUAUAAGAACAAGGAUAGGGAAAAUAAUGUUUUGCCUAAUGAAAGAAACCCAAAGUCAGAGUUUGGUGCUAAUGAUGGCGAAGAUGCGAUUGAACUUGUACGUAUUUCGACUUUGGCAUCAGCUGAGGUUGCACAAGGAGGUGACUGUCCCAGAGUAUCUCAAAAGCUGCCAUACAAAAGAACAAAGCAGAAAGUCGCUCCUGUUCAGAGGGGGCAAAGAAUGCACCAAGAGUCUGAGAUAGUUCCUGCCAAGUUUUAUGAUGCUUCUAUUGAUGAAGAGUGCUUGGAAGAUAGAAUAGAAAGUAGGGGAGCUGAAAAAGGUGAAUGUGCUAGAGAUACUGAUUCCUUAUUGAACAUGGAAGGCAUAGGCACUGUUGAAGCUCAUCAGAGAGGGAAAAAGAUUCAUGGAAAGAAGGAAAGAGCGGAAACUGUUGGAAACCAUCUUCAUGAUGGUGGAGAAGCCACUACAUGUGGAGGUAAAAGAAGCAAGAAAGUUUUCUAUGGAGAUAAAAGCCCUUCCUGGGAUGCUUUCCAAACCUUGGUUGAUCUGUCACUUUCUUUAAUGAUACCAACACCCGAAUCUGGUAAGAAUGGAGUCUUCGGCACAUCAACAAGCCAAAACAGAGAGAGAAUUAAACUUCCGAGUCUUAAACAAAAGGUCCAUCAUGCAGUCCCUGGAGUUGGUUCAUCAACUAAACUUAGAAGUAGACGUAAGACAAUUUUACAGAGAUCAUUCACACGUAAAGAGAAAUCUUCUGAGAACAUAUUGAAUAGUGAACCUAAUAAAUAUUUGACCCUUGUCCAAGAUAGGGCAUUAUUGUUAAAGGAAAAGCUUUCUGUUUGCUUGUCGUCCUAUAUGGUUCGUAGAUGGUGUAUGUUUGAAUGGUUUUAUAGCGCAAUUGAUUAUCCAUGGUUUUCCAAAAGCGAGUUCACGGAAUACUUAAAUCAAGUUGAUCUAGGGAGAAUCCCAAGGCUAACUCGUGUUGAGUGGAAUAUCAUAAAAUGUUCCCUUGGCAAACCUCGCAGGUUUUCUGAACACUUUCUUUAUGGAGAAAGACAAAAAGUUAAACUGUACCGGGAAUCUGUUCGGAAAUAUUACAAUGAACUGUGGACUGGCAUCAGAGAUGGACUUCCAUCGGAUUUGGCUAAACCAUUAUGUGUUGGACAAAGAGCGAUUGCUUUCCACUCAAAAACAAGAGAGAUUCAUGAUGGGAGUGUGCUUGAAGUUCACCAUGACAAGUACAGUGUUCAGUUUGACUGUCCUGAAUUGGGUGUUGAACUUGUCAUGGACAUUGAUUGCAUGCCUUCAAAUCCGUUGGAUAAUAUGCCAGAAACUCUAAGGUGGCAGUUUGGUUCUGGUAAUGUCCCUUGUAUGAGGGAAAAAAAAGACAUGAAAGAAAAAUCACGUUUUGGAGGCUGCAUGACAAGUGCUUCAAGUGGACUUAUGGAAAAGGCAGCCUCAUCUUCAAGUACUAUGGCUAAGCACAAAAAGGUUUCUAAACCGGUGCUUCAUUUGAAGCAACGUAAUACUUACUUGAGAAACUCUCAGCCACCACGGAUGAUAGAUGGUUCUCUGGUACAAGAGUUCCCAUCAAGUGUCGAAAUUAUUAAAGAAUCCAUUCUUAGAGCACAUGCUAUGGUGGAUGCUGCAUUUAAGGCAUUGUCUUCGACGAGGGAAGGUGAAUAUGCUUUCACGAGGACUGGGCAGGUACGGUCAAUUUUCUGUUCAUCGGAGCCUCUACUCAAUGAUACAUCUGGUCAAGAAGUGCAUAAUAAAGUCGAUACUCAAAUUCCUUUGGACCUUAUAACUUCCUGUGUCGCCACAUGGAUCAUGAUACAGACUUGUAUUGAACAACAAUAUGCUCCAGCUGAUGUGGCUCAGAUAUUAGAUUCUGCUGUUACCAGCCUGCGUCCACGCAGUCCACGAAACCUUGCUGUUUACAGAGAAAUUCAAAGGUGCAUGAGAAGAAUUAAGUCUCAGAUUUUAUGUCUUAUCCCUACUUGAUUCCUCUGUUCCUUUUCUCGACUUCUUGUAUAUAGGAAUUAGGAUGCUGAAAUAUUGAUUCAGAUUACAUAGAAGUUUCGGCAUGAAACAGCUUUUGAAAUCGGAUAUUCCAUUAGCAAUAAGCCAAUAAUAAAUAAAUUGGAACUUUGAUUGAAAUUCAGGAUAACAUGUUUAUUCGUCUAUCUCCGCGGAAUACUUAUGCAAAUUUAAAAUAUUUAAUAUUAGAAUAAUUGUUAUGGCUAAUUUAACCUCUAAGGUUUAUUGUAGUGGCAAUAUUUGGUCUCUUAUUUUUGUUGUUACUAUUGACUUGGAAGAAUAGGAAUGGUAGAAUUCUUGAGAAUAAGCUGGUAGGGCCCUUUGGAUAUUAUUUAUUCUAUUCAAUGUCAAAUAAUCGCUACUUCCUUGAGUAUAUGCGCAUAGACAAAUUCAAUUGAUUUCAUUCGUUGACAUGAUCGAUUUAAAUUGAAUUGUGACGGGAUUGUGAAUAAGAAAGCAGGUGUCGCUUCAGUUAGAGGUGUUUUACGAGAUUCAUGUGUUAUCGUUAUUUUUUUUCCUUUGCAGCACAUAUAGGCCUUUGUGAAGUUGCUAUUCCUAUGGCUGAUGAGGGCAAUUAUCUGAAAAUCUUUAUUGUAUGGCAGCCUGGCUUUAAGGAUCCAUCGUGGAAUCUGAAUCUAGUAUUUCUAUCCAGUGGUUGACAACGAGCUGUAUCCCUAUGCAUCCUUGUAGUACUUUGGUGUAUGAUAUCUAUCAUUUAAUAGAAGAGAUGGUAAUUUUGUUUGGAUUCA